AUGAGUAGCGAUACGAGCCCCCCCGGAGGCUAUCGCCCUCCUCUACAAGCGGCCGCCUCCAUCCCAUCCAGUAUCGCUGAUGUGGGCAGGAAAAACAGUUCGUCGCCAUUACGCAGUUGCGGGUUGGCGGACGCGGCAUCCAUGUGGGACGAGACCCGUAGUGUGUCCAGCUCUGUCCGCUCUAUCCGUCGCCGUCGCGGCGGUGAAGUCAGCGGCGCCGGCGCUGCGGAGGGGAGGGACUGGACGCAGGCGUUCAUGGACCUCGAGCAAAUGCGGAGGGAGAAUCAAGAACUCCUUCACGGGUCGCUCCGCGGCGACCGCUCCGAGACCGGCACCCUUCUCGACGACACGUUUGCCGGCUCUCGCUCAGAGUCGUCCGCCAUAAGCUCCGUGCGACGGCGCCGACGUGGCAUGGCGGCAGGCGUCAGCGCCAGCGGCAGCAGACUUGUGAGCGGCGUUUCCUUUGAAAAGUCUUUGUCCGGCGCUCCCGUCGUGGCAGAGUCUGUCACCGAUACUGCAGAGGCGGAGGCCUCAGCAGCGGCACCGGCAUCGGCGGGAGAGGCGAACAGCCGCAACCAUGGUAGUACAAGCGGCGCCGCUGAGGAACGACUCACCUCCUCGCCACCGCCGACCACCUACUUGUCCGCGGAUGCGGAUACGCAGAGCCGCUCCACGCUUCCAGAGCCGGGUCACACCUCUGGGCUCCCGGACUGGCUAAAGCGGCCGACGGUCGAGGAGCGGCGAGCCUCUAUGGCGAAGGCUCUGACGAAUGCCAGCGCGGCUGCUCCGACGGAGGCGACGGAGGCGACGGAGACGACGAAGAGAGGAGAGGUGUCGGUGUGCGCGCCAGCCUCUUCGCCGGUUUGUUCGCUCAUCAUCGAUGCACCAGUCAAGAAGCUGAACGAGGCCGCAUGCCCCUCCUCGCUGGCAACCAAGUCGUCGACACAUGCGAACCCACCAAUCCGUCAUUUCGCAUCGCCGAUGCAGAAAGCGCGCGCAGACCCUGCCAGGGCAGGUGCACCGUCGCCGUCGCGUGGGUCAUGCUCCAGAAUGGUUGCGGCCAAUUCGAGCGCAACCGCGCCGACCUCCAACGCGUCUUCUCCAUCGCCAACGACUGCAGCGGCCACUCUUGUAGUAGGCGCAGCAGCUGCUUGCCCUACAAGGUGUGCGUCGCCUUCGUUCAGCGCCGCAUCGCAACGGCUCGCACAGACCUACAUGGCACGCCAAACGAAGGCCACCGCGGUGGGCAUAGUACCGUCCUCGUCUUCGGGCGGAAAUGCGCGCUUCUCUCCCACUCCUGUCAGGGCCGCCGUCUCACCCGUGUUGACCGCCUCUCCAGAUCCGCCUGCAGCCCCGACUGCGGCGAAGGCGGCCUACACUCCAUCAAAACAUUCGGCAGAAGUGCCAGCUGCCGUCCCACCUGCUGUUAAACCUGCUAAAGAGAAGCCCCGCGCCAGUGCGUCGUGCGUCUUGGCGCGCGUCUCCUUCGAGGCCAAGUCGGGGUCGCCGGAACUACGGCCACAGCUUCUGCCGGCUGAAGUCGAGGCCGGCCGCCCAACCACAAUGGAGUUAAAGGCACCAGCGCCGAGUAUGACGGCAACCGUGGCGGAACCGCCGUCCCUCUGUAAUGCGCUUGAGGCACCCAACGCACCUGUCUACCGAAAACAAACAGCUCUUCACGAUAGGGCAGCGAGUGCAGUGCGAACUUUGCGCGGCGCGGGGCAGCCGAACGCCCUCUCCAGGCUCGCCGCUGAGGACGUGACCCGGAGCGGUGAGAAGAGUCGGACUGCCCCCCGCGUCGCCGCCUCCGUGCCGAGACAGCGCAAGUGCUCCUUUGUGGACCGCCUCUCUCGCGAAGGGACUGCGUUCGGCCCCUCACAACCGAAAGGUGGUGCUGCCCCGCUUACGGGCGCCGUUGGACUGCUCAACCGCACCACUGUCCUCACGGAGCUGCGACGCCAGGAAGUGAUGCGUGACCGUCUCGCACGGGAGCACAAGACUGCCGAGGAGGCCCGUGCUCGGCUCGCGGUUCUGAAGCAGGCAGAGGUGAGCAGGAUCAAUGCUUCCGGCGCACACGCUGUAGAGGCGGAGUCGUCGGUCCGUGCCGUAACGGGCUCUGCCGAGGCCCGGUCAUCGUCGCCGCAGGACACGUCGCAGCACGUCUCGAAGGACCGGCGGCGCUCGUUGGCGGUGACGCAGCCGCGCAUGCCACACAAACGUGUCGCGCUGACGAGUCCUUCGCUCACCGCAGCAGCGGUGCCGGCAAACGGUCUGCGCGCGUGCACGCAGCACCCUAGCCACGUAGGCGCUCCACGGUCCAGCGAGGUCGUCGGAGCCGCCCCUUCGAAAAUACACAGGACAAACACUAGCGUGACGUUGCUGCUCUCCGCUAGCACCCCGAAAGGCGAUCGUGGUCACUGUUUGCGUGGAGAGAGGCCGAAAAGCAGUCCAUCGCUCACAGGUGCUGAGGCCUUUGCGCACCUGCGGAAGCCGUUAGAAAGCACCGUGCUCUUGGGAACCCAGCCCCACCUUCUGUCGGCGGCCGUACGCAAAGACGCGGCUGCCGCAGCGAACGCCAACAGCAGGAAUCCUGCCACAAACGGAGGUGUGUGGCGAGAACAGCAUUGGCCGAACAUCAUGUUUGCCCCUCCGCAGCCGUCUUCCGCGGAGACGGGAAAAGUCUCGUCCGCACCGGCCAAAAAGGCAUGGCCUCAGCCCGAUGCCACCGCAUUGAUUGGACCCGUUGCCGCCACGACGGUGUCUCUGGCCCAGCCCGCACCGUAUAGGACUGCGCCCAGCUUGGCGACCACCGGGCAGCUGCGUCCCUUGCCGUUUUGCGCGGAAUGUGGCUAUCGUCACAUGGAUGACGUGGCCAAGUUCUGCACUGUGUGCGGCCAAAGGCGCGCCUACCUCUGCUGCUAA
This is a messenger RNA of Leishmania major strain Friedlin, 2922 nucleotides long. RefSeq lists its product as hypothetical. Lineage: Eukaryota; Euglenozoa; Kinetoplastea; Trypanosomatida; Trypanosomatidae. The transcript has a single exon. The record is from RefSeq and is a predicted model, not a curated record. The coding region runs from base 1 to 2922 and encodes 973 amino acids.